UGACUCUUUCUAGGCUAUCAUGCUUGUCUUUGUAUCCCCCCAUACCGUGUAGAGCUUGCUCAGACUUGGGAAGGAGUGCAUUCCAUACCUGUUGAGUUGUCAGAAUGUGAAGUAAAAACCCAGUAAGUAUAUAUUUGGAUCUACAUUGUAUAUAGUCUAUGAUUCUACUUUUGGAAGCAGUUUGAUAUUGGUAAGAUGUCAAGGAAGAACUGCAGUUCAUUGAAGCGCUGGUCUGCUUGUUUUUUUACUCACAUUGUAGGACUGUUAUGCCAGAGAAAAGAGAGAUUGGGGGCAUUUACUGACUCGCCCAAAAUAUACAGCUAUAAUUUUCAAAGGCUGAGAAGUCCAAGAUCAAAGUGGUGUAACAAGCUCUGCAGAACACAACCACAUGGCCCAGGGAGGCCUGCUGUUCUACAAAAUUAAGCAAAGUAAAUUGGAUAGCUAACUACCCAGAGAAAUAUAGUGGAAAAUGCAAAACAACGAAAUUAUAAAGCCUGCCAAAUACUUCUCGGAGUUGGAAAAGAGCAUCUUGCUUGCUUUAGUAGAAAAGUACAAAUAUGUGCUGGAGUGUAAGAAAAGCGAUGCCCGAACUAUUGCCCUCAAACAACGUACCUGGCAGGCGCUUGCCCAUGAAUACAACUCCCAGCCAAGCGUUUCCCUGCGGGAUUUCAAACAGCUAAAGAAGUGCUGGGAGAACAUCAAGGCUAGGACCAAAAAAAUUAUGGCUCAUGAAAGGAGAGAGAAAGUGAAGCGGAGUGUGAGCCCACUGCUCAGCAGCCACGUCCUGGGGAAGGAGAAGAUCAGCACCAUGCUGCCUGAGCAACUCUACUUCCUACAGAGCCCUCCUGAGGAGGAGCCGGAGUACCACCCUGAUGCCCCAGCCCAAGAAUCAUUUGCUGUUUCAAAUAGAGAACUGUGCGAUGAUGAGAAAGAGUUCAUACAUUUUCCAGUAUGUGAGGGGACCUCUCAACCUGAACCCUCGUGUUCAGCUGUCAGAAUAACAGCCAAUAAAAACUACAGGAGCAAAGCCUCUCAGGAAGGUGCUUUAAAAAAGAUGCAUGAGGAAGAACACCAUCAACAAAUGUCCAUCUUACAACUGCAGCUGAUACAAAUGAAUGAGGUGCAUGUGGCCAAAAUCCAACAGAUAGAGCGGGAGUGUGAGAUGGCAGAGGAGGAGCACAGGAUAAAAAUGGAAGUUCUCAAUAAAAAGAAGAUGUAUUGGGAAAGAAAGCUACAAACUUUUACCAAGGAAUGGCCUGUUUCUUCAUUUAACCGGCCCUUUCCCAAUUCACCCUAAGACUUUUGGGAGUGACUCCCUUGUAAUUAAUCUGUGUUGGAAAUGAAAGUCUGGAAGAUGAACUUCCGGUCAGUAACUUGUAACGGAGCUACAACUAGGAAACUUAGAGUGGUAGUAGUCACUUAUUUAAGAAUACAUUCAGGUAGAACAGCCGCACCCUAUGUACCCCUCAAAGGGUAAAGAAGCUGUUAGAGUCUUCUGAAAAUUAUCACUAUGAGUGCUAUAAUUCUGAAUGUAAUGUUAAAAUUCAUGUAAGAACCAUGUGCGAGUGUGUUGUAGGGUUUUUUGUUUUUUUUUUUUAAUCAAAUGCAAGUGUGACUAUAAAGGAGUGUGGCUGAUUUUGUUUUUUCUUUCUAAGUAGUCAUUUUCCAUUGAUUGCUCUCAAAACUUGCUGGAGGCCUUUGGGGAAUCUCCGAGGCUCUCAAAACUUGCUGGAGGCCUUUGGGGAAUCUCCGAGAGAGCUGUGACCCCUUGUUACGUCUCUUCAUCAGGGCCAUCCUCUAGAAUGUGGAUUUUCUGGAAAGAUAUUUUCUAAAGUAGCUUAUAAAACUGCCUUUUUAAGGCCUUUUCCCCCAAAGAGGAAUUCCAAGUAAGGUCUCCAACCAUGGUAGUUUCGUUGGAACUAAGACUGUAAUAACUUUGAGGGUUUAAUGUUCAUUUAGAUUUCUACUUUCUGUUACAUUUGUUUUAUUAAAGAAAAGUCUUGUAAUUUUAUAGUCA
Molecule: messenger RNA, 2017 nt
Organism: Dipodomys spectabilis (banner-tailed kangaroo rat)
Lineage: Eukaryota; Metazoa; Chordata; Mammalia; Rodentia; Heteromyidae
Gene: Msantd3
Product: Myb/SANT DNA binding domain containing 3
Exons: 5
Coding region: 470-1297 (275 amino acids)
Source: RefSeq, a predicted model, not a curated record